Cottoperca gobio is the source of this 5307-nucleotide messenger RNA. RefSeq lists its product as uncharacterized. Bases 61 to 5307 code for a protein of 1748 amino acids. The transcript is spliced from 13 exons. The record is from RefSeq and is a predicted model, not a curated record. Gene Ontology annotation, molecular function: GTP binding. Lineage: Eukaryota; Metazoa; Chordata; Actinopteri; Perciformes; Bovichtidae.
UCCUGUCCACAUAUUGGAUGUCACAUUAGAUGACCUAACUCCUCCCCACCCUGUCCAAUUAUGUAUUUCCAGGUUUAUUUGCAUGUGGUUUCUGCUUUAAAAGGCAGCACACAUGCCCCCAACAUAACUUUGCUUUUGGUUGAACCAGGUGGCACUGACUUCUUCCUCUUCCUUUCUCUCUUUCCAGCCAUGAGUGAACACUUGAGAAGGAGCCACGGGUCCUCGGCCCCAGAGCUGAGACUUGUUCUAUUGGGAAACAUUGGAUGUGGAAAGACGUCUUCAGCAGACACUAUCCUGGGACAUCUGUCCCCCAUCUCUAUUGGUGCUUCCCGGAGCUGCCAGCUGCGACAGGGCAUCUCUGAGGGCAGGAGCGUGACUGUGGUGGAGGCGCCGACAUGGUACUGGAGCGGCGACGAAAUGGAGGACAGUGUCAGGGAGGAGACGAAGAGAGCGAUGACGCUGGUAGAACCAGGCCCGCAUGCUAUUUUGCUGCUGGUUCCUGUUAACCAAUUCACAGAGAUGGAGGGUCACGUGCCUGCAGAGCUGAAGGAGCUGUUUGGGAAGGAGGUGCUGGAUCACACCCUGGUCCUGCUGACCUGUGGGGACUACUUGAUGGGAAAAUCAGUUGAGGAAUACCUGCAGGAAGAACACCCAGGCCUGAGGCAGAUAAUUGAGGACUGUGGGGGGAGGUACCAUGUCAUCAAUAAUCGUAGGCGACUGGAAAGGGAGCAGGUCUGCGAGCUGCUGGAGAAGGUGGAACAUAUGGGGAUGAAAAAUGGGCUAUACUAUAUGAAAACAGCCCAGGAGAGAGAGCUGGAGAAACGAGUGAAAGACAGAAAGACUGAUCUUAUGGAAAGUUACAAAGCUCAAAAGGAGGAGAGAAAAGAGACUGCCGCUUCAACGCACAGCCCAUACACAGAAACACUGAGAAGUAUCUAUGGAAGAGAGGAGAACAGCACCACCACGGAGAGGGGUUGGAGAGAAGAGAGGGAUGAGAUGGAAGGAAGUGUGGGUGUGAGACAAAGAUCUAAUGGGCUUCAUUCAACUCCAGCACCAAAGCAACAGUCUUAUACAGAGCCGCAUGAUGACAGACAGAAGAGGACGCCCAGUUUCAGACUAAAUGCAGAUGGAGCUAUACUCUCACAAGCGUCUGAGGUUAAAUCAACUCCGAAAGUGGUCACUACUUUUCACCAGAGGAUAAACAGCUUUGAAGAGAGAUCCCCUGAGGCGUCUCCGACCAUUUCUCCUUAUUCGCCCACCUUAUUGUCUUCCCCCUCCUCACCAACCUUCACCGCCUCUCCUUCCUCAUUCCCCUCAUCCUCCGCUCCUUCCUCAUUCCCCUCAUCUUCCGCUCCUUCCUCAUUCCCCUCAUCCUCCUCUCCUUCUUCAUUCCCCUCAUCCUCCGCUCCUUCCUCAUUCCCCUCAUCCUCCUCUCCUUCCUCAUUCCCCUCAUCUUCUUCAUCCUCUUCGGAGCUGCGCCUGGUGCUGCUCGGGCGAUCUGGAUCCGGGAAGAGUGCAGCUGGCAACAAAAUACUGGGGCGGGAGGAGUUUGAGUCACGUCCGGACAGCCUCACAGCGAUCACUCAAGAGUGUGAGAAAAAGAAAGCCCUGGUUGAAGGAAAACAGGUGGCAGUGGUGGAUACUCCAGACUGGUUUAAUUCAGAGCGCAAUCCAGAUGAGGUGCGAGCUCAGAUCUCCUCCUGUACUGCUUUAUCAAGUCCCGGUCCACACGCCUUCCUCCUGUGUGUCCCCUUAGACCAGCCUGCAAAGACCGAACUGAAGGCCAUCGAGGCCCUCAAGGCUGUUUUCGGCCCAGAGGCGGUCCAGACACACACUCUGCUCCUCUUUACUUACGCAGAUAAACUGAGGGAGAGUGGGAAGAUGGGAAAUGACAGCAUUGAGGCAUACAUCGCUGGUCAGCGGAGCGAUUUGUUAACACUUGUGGAGAAAUGCGGGGACAGGUUUCAUGUGAUGGAAAUGGGAGGAGGUGGGAGGGACAGGAGGAAUGUGGCAGAGCUGCUGGAGAAGGUGGAGCAGACGGUGCAGGAAAGUGGAGGACAGUGCUAUUCCCACCCUGCUUUUCAGGAGGCGGAGAACAGAGUGAGGCAGAGACAGGUGGAGAUCGCAAGGGAGCGAAGGAGGGGGAAACUAGAGCAGGAAAGACUGCGAGACGCUGGUCAGCUCAGCCCUGAAGGGCGGGUACUUUAUUCCUACAUGCAGCCAGUGGCUGAGGCAGAAGAGGAAGUAAGGGAGGAUGAGAUUGAGAAAACAAGGGAUGAGGCAGAGAUGAGUGUAGGCACAAUGAAUAUUGAGAGCCUUCCUCCUAUUACGCAUUCCACCUUGUCCCCUUCACUUCUCCACUCCAUUAUGGAGAAAAUGGGGUCUGGUGCACAUAUGAUACCCAAACUGUUGGCUGAUGGCUCUGUGUGGUUCGGUGAGGGAGCAAAGAAGGUGAAAGGCAGUCCAGUGUGGGGGAGAGUAGGCGGCCAAGCACAAAAUGUCCAGAAGAUGAUGGUUGAUAGUUCUGUGUGGGGGAAGAUGGGAAGUAGUGCUGGACAUGUGUCCAAACUUGUAGGAGAUAGAGUUCCCAAGGUAGUGGUGGAUGGUUCUGCCUGGGUGGGAUCUGGAGCAAAAUCAGCCGCAGCUAGUCCAAUGUGGGGAAAAUUUGGUACAGGGGCCAAAGAAAUGGCUCAGAGUAAGAUGUGGGGAAAAUUUGGUACAGGGGCCAAAAGCGGAGCUAAACUGAUGGCUGAAAGCUCUGUGCGAGUUGGAGCUGGAAUUGGUGCCGGUGCAAAGAAGGUGGCUCAGAGUCCAGUGUGGGGGAAGGUGGGCUCUGGGGCCAAAGCAGGCGUCAAAAUGGUGGCGGAAAGCUCAGUAUGGGAGAAAAUUGGGGCUACUGCCAAACAGGUGCCCAAGGUAGUCAUAGCGGGCGCAUUGCUGGGUCUGGUGCUCGGUGUGUUUUUGGGGGGUGUGAUUGGCGGAGCUGUCGGGGCAGCUGCUGGAUCUGCGGUAACCGAGGUGGGCAGACGAAAAUUCGGCAACAAAAACACAGAUGAAGCUGCAAAAAAUGUGGAGAGAACAGUGAACGACGGCAUAGACUCUUUGGUAAAACAAGGAGAGAAAGUAUUGAAAAGUGGCACUGACUUCUUCCUCUUCCUUUCUCUCUUUCCAGCCAUGAGUGAACACUUGAGAAGGAGCCACGGGUCCUCGGCCCCAGAGCUGAGACUUGUUCUAUUGGGAAACAUUGGAUGUGGAAAGACGUCUUCAACAGACACUAUCCUGGGACAUCUGUCCCCCAUCUCUAUUGGUGCUUCCCAGAGCUGCCAGCUGCGACAGGGCAUCUCUGAGGGUAGGAGCGUGACUGUGGUGGAGGCGCCGAGAUGGUACUGGAGCGGUGGCGAGAUGGAGGACAGUGUCAGGGAGGAGACGAAGAGAGCGAUGACGCUGGUAGAACCAGGCCCGCAUGCUAUUUUGCUGCUGGUUCCUGUUAACCAAUUCACAGAGAUGGAGGGUCACGUGCCUGCAGAGCUGAAGGAGCUGUUUGGGAAGGAGGUGCUGGAUCACACCCUGGUCCUGCUGACCUGUGGGGACUACUUGAUGGGACAAUCAGUUGAGGAAUACCUGCAGGAAGAACACCCAGGCCUGAGGCAGAUAAUUGAGGACUGUGGGGGGAGGUACCAUGUCAUCAAUAAUCGUAGGCGACUGGAAAGGGAGCAGGUCUGCGAGCUGCUGGAGAAGGUGGAACAUAUGGGGAUGAAAAAUGGGCUAUACUAUAUGAAAACAGCCCAGGAGAGAGAGCUGGAGAAACGAGUGAAAGACAGAAAGACUGAUCUUAUGGAAAGUUACAAAGCUCAAAAGGAGGAGAGAAAAGAGACUGCCGCUUCAACGCACAGCCCAUACACAGAAACACUGAGAAGUAUCUAUGGAAGAGAGGAGAACAGCACCACCACGGAGAGGGGUUGGAGAGAAGAGAGGGAUGAGAUGGAAGGAAGUGUGGGUGUGAGACAAAGAUCUAAUGGGCUUCAUUCAACUCCAGCACCAAAGCAACAGUCUUAUACAGAGCCACUACAUGCAGAUGGAGCUAUACUCUCACAAGCGUCUGAGUUCACCAGGAGGAUAAACAGCUUUGAAGAGAGAUCCCCUGAGGCGUCUCCGACCAUUUCUCCUUAUUCGCCCACCUUAUUGUCUUCCCCCUCCUCACCAACCUUCACCGCCUCUCCUUCCUCAUUCCUCUCAUCCUCCGCUCCUUCCUCAUUCCCCUCAUCCUCCGCUCCUUCCUCAUUCCCCUCAUCCUCCGCUCCUUCCUCCUUCCUCAUUCCCCUCAUCCUCCGCUCCUUCCUCAUUCCCCUCAUCCUCCUCUCCUUCCUCAUUCCCCUCAUCCUCCGCUCCUUCCUCAUUCCCCUCAUCCUCCUCUCCUUCUUCAUUCCCCUCAUCCUUGGGGCUACUGCCAAACAGGUGCCCAAGGUAAUCAUAGCGGGCGCAUUGCUGGGUCUGGUGCUCGGUGUGUUUUUGUGGGGUGUGAUUGGCGGAGCUGUCGGGGCAGCUGCUGGAUCUGUGGUAACCAAGGUGGGCAGACGAAAAUUCGGCAACAAAAACACAGAUGAAGGAGCAAAGAAGGUGAAAGGCAGUCCAGUGUGGGGGAGAGUAGGCGGCCAAGCACAAAUUGUCCAGAAGAUGAUGGUUGUUAGUUCUGUGUGGGGGAAGAUGGGAAGUAGUGCUGGACAUGUGUCCAAACUUGUAGGAGAUAGAGUUCCCAAGGUAGUGGUGGAUGGUUCUGCCUGGGUGGGAUCUGGAGCAAAAUCAGCCGCAGCUAGUCCAAUGUGGGGAAAAUUUGGUACAGGGGCCAAAGAAAUGGCUCAGAGUAAGAUGUGGGGAAAAUUUGGUACAGGGGCCAAAAGCGGAGCUAAACUGAUGGCUGAAAGCUCUGUGCGAGUUGGAGCUGGAAUUGGUGCCGGUGCAAAGAAGGUGGCUCAGAGUCCAGUGUGGGGGAAAGUGGGCUCUGGGGCCAAAGCAGGCGUCAAAGUGGUGGCGGAGAGCUCAGUAUGGGAGAAAAUUGGGGCUACUGCCAAACAGGUGCCCAAGGUAGUCACAGCGGGCGCAUUGCUGGGUCUGGUGCUCGGUGUGUUUUUGGGGGGUGUGAUUGGCGGAGCUGUCGGGGCAGCUGCUGGAUCUGCGGUAACCGAGGUGGGCAGACGAAAAUUCGGCUACAAAAACACAGAUGAAGCUGCAAAAAAUGUGGAGAGAACAGUGAACGACGGCAUAGACUCUUUGGUAAAACAAGGAGAGAAAGUAUUGAAAACUGAAUGA